UCUCCCCCGGCGAUCAUCAUGACUGCGUCUCUUGACUAUCUGGUGAUCUUGUUCGGGACGACUGCUGGUGCUCAGGGGGCUAAACUGGGAUCCGAUGAGAAAGAGCUGGUCCAGCUGCUGUGGAAAGUGGUGGAUCUGGCCCGCAAGAAGGCGGGGAGCCUGCAUGAAGUGCUGGUCAGACCGGAGCACUUGGACCUGACCGAGGAAUGCAAAGAAACAACCAAGCUGGAGGUGGAGAGCCUGGCGCGAGCCCCGCAGCUGGAACAAGCCCUGCAACAGUUUAACCAGUCUGUGAGCAAUGAACUGAAUAUUGGUGUAGGUACUUCCUUCUGUCUCUGUACUGAUGGACAGCUUCAGAUCAGACAGCUUCUGCAUCCUGAGGCUUCCAAAAAGAAUAUCUUAUUGCCUGAAUGCUUCUACUCCUUUUUUGACUUGCGGAAAGAGUUCAAGAAAUGUUGCCCUGACUCAUCUGAGGUUGACAAACUGGAUGUUGCUGCCAUGACAGAAUAUUUAAAUCUUGAAAAGAGCAGUCCAGCAUGGCGUUUUGGAGCAUCUCAAGUGGAAGAUAUGGGCAAUAUUAUUUUAACACUAAUUUCUGAAGUAUACAAUCACAGAUUUGCAGAUCCAGAAAGAGUGAACUAUAAAUUUGAAAGUGGUACCUGCAGCAAGAUGGAACUUGUAGAUGAUAAUACCAUAAUCAGAGCAAGAGGCUUACCGUGGCAGUCAUCUGACCAGGACAUCGCAAGAUUCUUCAAAGGCCUAAAUAUUGCCAAGGGAGGUGCUGCACUUUGUCUCAAUGUACAAGGAAGGAGGAAUGGGGAAGCUCUCGUCAGGUUUGUAAGUGAAGAGCAUAGAGAGUUAGCACUACAAAGACACAAGCACCACAUGGGGAAUCGGUACAUUGAGGUGUACAAGGCAACAGGUGAAGAUUUCCUUAAAAUUGCAGGAGGUACUUCCAAUGAAGCAGCUCAGUUUUUAUCGAAAGAAAACCAGGUGAUUGUCCGGAUGCGAGGUCUUCCUUUCAAUGCAACGACAGAAGAAGUACUGACGUUUUUUGGCCAGCACUGCCCAGUAACAGGAGGAAAGGAAGGAAUCCUGUUUGUCACAUACCCUGACAACAGGCCAACGGGAGAUGCCUUUGUGUUGUUUGCUUGUGAGGAAUAUGCACAAAAUGCACUAAAAAAACAUAAGGACUUGCUGGGUAAAAGGUACAUUGAACUCUUCAGGAGCACGGCAGCAGAGGUUCAGCAGGUGCUGAAUAGGUACUCUUCUACACCUCUCGUUCCCCUUGCAGCACCGCCUAUCCUUCCCGUGUUACCUCAGCAAUUCAUGCCUCCGACCAAUGUCAGAGACUGCAUACGUCUGCGUGGUCUUCCCUAUGCUGCCAUUAUAGAGGACAUUUUGGAAUUCUUGGGGGAGUUUUCUGCAGAUAUUCGGACCCAUGGGGUUCACAUGGUAUUAAAUCACCAGGGCCGUCCAUCAGGAGAUGCCUUUAUCCAGAUGAAAUCUGCAGACCGAGCAUUUUUGGCUGCACAGAAGUGUCAUAAGAAAACCAUGAAGGACAGAUACAUUGAAGUCUUUCAGUGUUCUGCAGAGGAGAUGAACUUUGUAUUAAUGGGGGGCACUUUAAAUCGAAAUGGCUUGUCCCCACCACCAUGUAAGUUACCAUGUCUUUCUCCUCCGUCCUACUCACUUCCAGCUCCUGCAGCAGUUAUUCCAACAGAAGCUGCCCUUUAUCAGCCCUCCGUGCUUUUGAAUCCACGAACACUCCAGUCCUCCACAGCAUACUAUCCAGCUGGCGCUCAGCUCUUCAUGAACUACACGUACUAUCCCAGUCCCCCAGGUUCACCUCAUACCCUUGGCUACUCCCUUUCAGCGGCUAACACUAAUGUCCCUCCUCAGCAUGGCAUGAUGGUCAAAAUGCAGGGCCUGGCUUACAGUUCUGGGUUUAAGGAAAUUCUUAACUUGUUCCAAGGUUACUAG
This is a messenger RNA of Emys orbicularis (European pond turtle), 1983 nucleotides long. It is a transcript of the gene ESRP1, whose product is annotated as epithelial splicing regulatory protein 1. Bases 19 to 1983 code for a protein of 654 amino acids. Gene Ontology annotation, molecular function: mRNA binding. Lineage: Eukaryota; Metazoa; Chordata; Testudines; Emydidae. The record is from RefSeq and is a predicted model, not a curated record. The transcript has 14 exons.